UUUUUUUUUGUCUUGCAAAAGCUUUUGACAUAGAGCUCUCCCUAAGUCACAUGGAGGAGUCUUGGAGAAAGUCCAUGGGAAUGUCAAGUACACAACAUCUUCCACGUCGAAAAUCCAUAGAAAACUCCAUUUUUUCAAUGAACCACGUUACCAUGGUGAUGGCUGAUCAUAACCUUGACGCAAAUGACUUUUCCGACGUCUUUGGCGGUCCUCCACGGAGCGUGCUCUGCCGGAAGUUGUCCCGCAACUUCACCCAGUCGUCAUCCUUUUACGAAGAGGUUUUCCGGCCACCAGAGUUUAAUUCGUCUCAUUCAAUGAAGGGUGGCCGGAGUUUGCAGGUAUUUAGGAUUCCGGCGAGAGGGGAAGGGUUCUAUAGAGGCAUAUUCGGGUCCGAUGAUGAUCUCCGGCAGUCGAGGGAACGGUCAAGGUCGAGUUCUAAGGCGAAGUCAAAGUCAAACUCGUCGUCACUUCUGAGUUCGGAAGAACUGAGCCCUAUUCGACCGGUGAUUGAAGAUGAUGCCGGGUUGUCGUCUUUUGCUUCAAAGCUCAGGCCAAUCAAUGUUCCAGGCGGAUGGAAGUCAACAACAAUGAUGGCAGAUCAGGAACCAGCAAAGCAACAAGGGAGGCCAGCAUUUCCGAGCAGUGGUUCUUUCUUUCAUGAAAAUCUUUACAUGAAAAAUGAAUACAACGUCAAUAACUUUAUGAGAAGUUCAUCAUAUCAUGGAUUCCGUCGACGAGCCUCUUCCCCAGAAAUCAUUAGCUUGGAACCUCAUUCUUUCCGAAGUGUAAAAAUAUCAGCUGAUGAUUUGGAGAUUAACUCCCCUCCAUCCCCUGCCUCUUCACUUUGUCAAGAACCAGAGGGGAGACCUGGUGUCCAAGGAGAUUCAUUGCUGCAACAAGAAGAAGAAGAAGAUGAUGAAGAUGAUGAAAUUAUGAGUUCUUAUGUUAUUGAGAUCAAUUCUGAUCUUAGAGAGGGAACCGGUGAAGAGGCUUCAAUUGAUGAAGCAAUUGCUUGGGCAAAGGAGAGAUAUAACACACAAAGUUCAGAAAGGGAACAUGGAAAAGACCAGCCAGUUGGAACAGAAGCAAGGUCUAAUGCACAUGAAUCUUUUGACCGGCAAAUGGAUGGCCAUGGAACAAUGCAAUCUCAAAUGGUAAAGUUGUAUUUUGCCUUUUUUUCCUUUUCAGAAUCAAAAUCUAUAUCUCUUGUUAGUAUAAAAAAUGUUGAAUAAUAUGUUUUGCUUCUACUUCUUGAUUUGCAGGAAGAAGAACAAAAGAAAUCGAAAGCAGAAGAAGAAAAAGAGAGAUCAGAAGAAUAUGUAAGAUCAAAAGAAAUAAAGGCAUAGUCAUUGUGGCUUUGUAUAUAUUCAUUAGUUUAUGAUCAAGAUUUGACCAACACGUAAUGUUUUAGUUCGACGAAAACUUCAGAUUAAAAUGGGGUGUUUUGGAUGAAGAUGUUAAGCUUUGGUCAACUGGCAAGGAAAAUAACAUCUGAUUGACGCUUUCAACACUUCAUCAUGUAUUAUAUUAAACUUUUUUAGUGUUUAAGGAUUUCAUUGAAUUGCAAUGGGACAUUCGAGUGAAUUUAAAAUUGGUUGAUUGAAAAUGAAUUUCAGAUUCUGUGGCCCAAUAGCGGUUGCCACAUUAUCCCUCUAACAAGCCUUGCAG
Molecule: messenger RNA, 1668 nt
Organism: Durio zibethinus
Lineage: Eukaryota; Viridiplantae; Streptophyta; Magnoliopsida; Malvales; Malvaceae
Source: RefSeq, a predicted model, not a curated record